UGUCGUCAUGCUGGCGUGUCGUGUACAUUGCGUGGACUGCCCCACCCCCUUGGCCGGCCCCUCAGCGUGAUUUGAGCGGACUGACUUUGACGCCAAAUGUGCAAAGACGCGCACCCGAGCACGGUGCACUAAUACGGGCGUUGCGUUCAAAAUCCACCAUAGUCAUCGUCUUCUUCACCGUCUUUCCCGAGAGAAGCGCCUGCUGGACUAUGAUUCUCGCCUCUUGAGGAAUUCCAAUCUUUUCAAACUUCCUUGAACCACUUGACAACCUCCUCCAUGGGUUCCCGCAGCCAAAGCUUCUUCCACCAUCACCACCAUCGUAGCUCUGUGGUACCAGGGGCGGUGCCCAGGCUGCUGUCGGACAACGGGAGCCUCCUGGGGGGCAUCGCUCAGAUCACCCCCAACCUGUUCCUGAGCAGGGGCAACGUGGCGUCCAACCGCAGCCUGCUGCUGUCCAAAGGCAUCACGUGUGUGGUCAACGCUACCAUCGAGCUGCCCAACUUCAACUGGCCGCACAUAGAGUACGUGAAGGUGCCGCUGGCCGACAUGCCGCACUCGCCCAUCUCCUUGUACUUCGACAGCGUGGCCGACAAGAUCCACAGCGUGGGCCGCAAGCGCGGCGCCGUGUUGGUGCACUGCGCGGCGGGCGUCAGCCGCUCUGCCUCGCUGUGCCUCGCCUACCUCAUGAAGUACCACCGCGUGUCUCUGGCCGAGGCCUACGCCUGGGUCAAAGCCCGCCGACCCGUCAUCAGGCCCAACGGCGGCUUCUGGCGCCAGCUCAUCGAGUACGAGAGGAAGCUGUUCGGCAGGAACUCUGUGAAGAUGGUGCAGACGCCCUAUGGGGUCGUACCGGAUGUUUACGAGAGGGACCGCAGGAGUCUGGCUCCGUACUGGGGCCUGUGAGCCACCGCUGGACUCGAAAGCCCAAGGAGUUUUUAAAAGAACUCUGGUUCGCUUUGAACAGGAGAAAGUCUAGUCUUUGAGCGAAAAGACCACCGGGAACACAAUGCAGUCAAACACCGGUGCUGACUAGCUGUGCUUGGCUCCUUUUGCUGUCAUGUCACGUGGUGGUUUUGUGCCAGUCUUACAGAGCAGCAUGCUCAAGUCUAUGGUAGCAUUUUUGAGAGCAGUGUACAAAGACAAAUGUAUGAAAAGAGUUUAUGAACAUCGCAAUGUGCUAGUAAGUCACCUAUCCGCCAAGCAGUACAGUUUCUACAGUCAAAACGUCUUAAAGCUACCAAAUGAUUUAGACCUCAUUUUGGGUACCAACCACAGUGGUGCGGUACCUGAGGUAGUGGGCGGAGCUAGGCAUGAUUGACAGAGAAUGUUCACUGCAAGGUGCCGAAUGGAAGGGAACAGGGAGAACAAUUAAACAAAGUCAAUUACAGAUAGCAUUUAAAUGUAUUUGAAUUUUACAUCUGUUUCAAAAUAAUCUUUGUUCCAAACGGAAACUAGCUCUGGUAUUGUUUCAACACAAAUUUAAAACAUAACAACAGAAAUGCAACAAUUAAUCAAUUAGAAAAAAGCUUCAUUUAUAUUCUGUUGCUAGAUUAAUCGCUUUAAUGAGUGUAACUAAUAAACAAAUCCGGAACGUGUGGAGUGCCGGGAACUAAAUAAUCGGCAGUGCAACAGAGCACACAUGAGAGCGGUGUGGGUGCCAUGUGUGGUGGCGAACAGAGUUUUUUAAUGUUAAAACAUGUUAAAAGUGUGUUUUAAUGUUGAUGUGUGAAUUUAUUAGAAAAAAGAAUGAAGGUUAUUGCAAGCAGUUUAUUUCAACUAUUUUCCCCAAAAUAUGCAUUGAGGCUAUAAAGUGUGUUUUAUCGGAUUACUCAAUUAGUCGGAAAAAAUUUAAAUGGAUUACUUUAUUACAAAAAUAAAGGAUAGCUGCAGCCAUAUAAACUGACUUUUAAUAUUUAACAAAGAUUUCCACACAAACUUACUAUUUACUGAAGGGUUUCCACCGCCUUGCAGCCUUUAUCUGUGCUGGUCUAGAACUGUACCCUUGUGUGGAGUGCUGCUCAUAUUAACAAAAGAAGAUCCUUUAAAGAUGUUAUAAAAUCUACUGUUUUGAAAGGCAAAAAAAAAUUUAAAUGGUGCCGCCGUGUCAAAGUGUCUGACAGGAAUGACUGAUAUCCUAUUUUUGUCCAUAUUUAAAUCAGAAAGCUCCCUUUGCAAAGCUACGACUGCUCAAUUUCGAGUGAUGGUCAUUUUAACAAUAUGUUUAUUGUUGUGGUUGUGUUUCCAGCGAGACUACACCUAAUUUUUCUCUCAGUAUGACGCAGCACAAUAAUAAACAUACUGUUACAUUUAUAAACACUUUGGGCAUCUUUUUAAUGUGCAACAUUGCAUUCAAUCUUAAACAGUUUUAUUUAAAUAAAAAAAAAAAGAUGUGGUUUUACCUGCAAUUUUAUGACAAAUAAAGCUAGCGUGCAAUUUUCUAUUUGUGUUUAAAACUGAAAAAGAGAAACAAUAAAGACCGAGCA
Messenger RNA from Nerophis lumbriciformis (worm pipefish), 2483 nucleotides. It is a transcript of the gene dusp14, whose product is annotated as dual specificity phosphatase 14. Gene Ontology annotation, molecular function: MAP kinase tyrosine/serine/threonine phosphatase activity. The record is from RefSeq and is a predicted model, not a curated record. Gene Ontology annotation, biological process: protein dephosphorylation. Gene Ontology annotation, cellular component: cytoplasm. NCBI's taxonomy places the organism in Eukaryota, Metazoa, Chordata, Actinopteri, Syngnathiformes, Syngnathidae.